AUGAACUUGCUCGCGAAUGCCGGAGGAGCUGUCUCACUUGGAUACGCAGGCGAAGACGCUCGACUGGAAUUGGUGCGCCGCGACCAGUCCACUCCCUAUCAACCGGACCGGAACGACCGCUAUUGGAAGAUUGCCAUCACGCUGCCGGACCUUGACGUCGCAUUUGCCCAGCUGCGCAGCGCCGGUAUCGACGUCACUGAACCAGCGCAGUUUCGCGACAUCGCCUAUAUGAGCCAUCUCGCCGACCCUGAAGGUCAUGUCAUCGAGCUGAUCCAGCACACCUUUCACGGAAAACCAAAGACGAAACAAGGCAAUGUGGAACUUCCCCUCGGCGGAGGGGCCCGCAUUGGACUGAUCACUCUGCGGACUGAUGACAUCGAGACGGAGCUCAUGAACUGCCACGACACACUCGGCAUGAGGUAUCUGUCCCGGCAGGACCUGGCCGAUCUUGGAUUUUGCCUCUAUUUCCUUGCCUAUACAGAAGACACACCACCGGACACAGACGUCAAUGCUGUCGAAAACCGCGAAUGGCUCUGGCAACGCCCCUAUACGGUUCUUGAAUUCCAGCACCUGUUCACUGGCGAAAUUCGGCAAAAGAAAGCCGAAGAACGCGGCGCUUCUUCUGUCCUGAUUGAUGAACUGGGUGGAGAGAGAAAAACAGUUCGCUAG
Molecule: messenger RNA, 669 nt
Organism: Effrenium voratum
Lineage: Eukaryota; Dinophyceae; Suessiales; Symbiodiniaceae
Source: the annotation of a GenBank genome assembly